This is a messenger RNA of Gastrolobium bilobum, 741 nucleotides long. Its product is annotated as thaumatin-like protein 1. Gene Ontology annotation, cellular component: extracellular region. The transcript has a single exon. Lineage: Eukaryota; Viridiplantae; Streptophyta; Magnoliopsida; Fabales; Fabaceae. Gene Ontology annotation, biological process: defense response. The record is from RefSeq and is a predicted model, not a curated record. The coding region runs from base 1 to 735 and encodes 244 amino acids.
AUGGAAGUUCAAGCUGUGUUGGUUUUCAUUCUUGUGAGCAUGUGUGCCUCAGGGGCUUAUUCAGCUACAUUUACAUUCACAAACAAUUGUCCAUUCACAGUGUGGCCGGGAACCUUAACUGGUGGUGGAAUGCAACAGUUAUCAACAACAGGCUUCGAACUUGCUUCCAAGGCUUCCUUUUCUUUGCAUGCUCGAGAUGGUUGGUCAGGUCGAUUUUGGGGAAGAUCUCAAUGCUUCAUGGAUUCAUCUAACAAGUUUACAUGCGUCACAGGUGAUUGCGCCUCUGGUCAAAUCACAUGCAAUGGUGCUGGUGCUAUCCCACCAACAUCUUUGGUAGAACUCACUUUGGCUUCAAAUAAUGGUGGUCAAGAUUUCUAUGAUGUUAGUCUUGUUGAUGGUUUCAAUUUGCCACUCUCAUUGACACCAAUAGGAGGUGAUGGUUUGUGCAGCCCAACUAGUUGCCCUUCCAAUGUGAAUGCUGUUUGUCCUUUGGAUUUGGCUGUGAAAGGUUCUGAUGGGAGUGUUGUUGGCUGCAAGAGUGCAUGCUUGGCCUUCAAUACACCACAGUACUGUUGCACUGGUGAUUUUGGUAAUCCUCAGAGUUGCAAACCAACUAACUAUUCAGAAAUCUUUAAGGGGCAGUGUCCUCAGGCUUAUAGCUAUGCUUUUGAUGAUAAAACCAGCACUUUCACAUGUUCUGGUCGACCUAACUAUGCCAUCACUUUCUGUCCAUGAUUCAAG